AAGUUUUUCACAUCUGUAGUAAAGUUGACCAAGAGGCCACUCCUCAGUGGCAAGGGAGGGAAAAAAAGAAAACUUAAAGCCGCGCACAUUUUGUACUAUUUCUCCUUUGGGUGUUUUGUAUAUUUCCUCUGGCGUGGAAACGUGUAUUAAAAUCCAGAUUUUAGCGCUCGGACUCUUUUGGAAAUAGCAGAAACGGAUCCGCAACGUAUGACUGUGAAGAUGGGACUUUUGCUUUAAACGAGGCUUGUUUCGUGGAUUUGGGUGGAAAAUGUCAAGUACAGCGCCUGACUCUCAAAACCUGACCCAAAACUAUAAUUCAAAGGAUGAUGACUUUGUAGCACCCCAGGUUCCGGAAAAUACUCCAAAGAAGUUAUCUGGUGCAGUGUUAGUGGAGAACCAGGCGACCAUGGGUCCCCUCACCACCCCCAAAAAAGGAAGGGAAGCAGGAUCUGUUGAUCCAUGGACACCAACUUCCAACCUUAAAAUGCUCAUCAGUGCUGCUAGUCCUGACAUCAGGAACCGAGAGAAGGAGCUGUGCAUGGACAACGACGGGCGGGACGGCCUUGACCCCUCACAGGACAGUGAAAAUGGAGAAGAGUCAGAGAAAAUGAUCAGCAGGAAAGACAAGAGUCUGGGUUUGCUCUGUCAUAAAUUCCUUGCUCGCUACCCAGAUUACCCAAACCCGGCCCUAAACAACGACAUCUGCCUGGAUGAUGUAGCCACGGAGCUCAAUGUCGAACGGCGACGCAUCUACGAUAUCAUGAACGUGCUGGAGAGCCUGCACAUGGUGAGCCGCUCCGCCAAGAACCGCUACACGUGGCACGGCCGCACCAAACUGGCUCAGACUCUGGCCAUUUUGAAGCAGGUGGGCGAGGAGCACAGGUACGGCCAACAGAUGCUGAACAUCCGGCAGCGUCUCCUGGACAAGGAGUUUGACUUUGACGGGGAGGAGAAGGAGAACGAGGAGGUGGUGGACCCUGAGAGCGGGGAGCAGGGACAGAAGGAGCUUUUCUUUGUGGAGCUUCCAGGAGUCGAGUUCAAAGCAGCUUCUGUUAACAGUCGAAAAGACAAAUCUCUGAGGGUGAUGAGCCAGAAGUUUGUCAUGCUCUUCCUGGUGUCGAAUCCUCGCGUGGUCAGUCUGGACGUGGCCGCCAAGAUCCUGAUUGGAGAGGACCAGGGCGCAGAUCAGGACAAGAACAAGUUUAAGACCAAAGUGCGGCGGCUGUACGAUAUAGCCAAUGUGCUGCGGAGCCUGAAGCUCAUCGAGAAAGUCCUCGUGACAGAAGAGAGGGGGAGGAAACCGGCCUUCGAAUGGGUCGGCCCCCAAGAAUUCCCACAAGUCAAAGACUUGGAGAGCGCCGCAUCCGAAUUCCUCCCCAAGAAGAAAUGUGUACUGGAAUCCCGUGCGUCUGUAAACAACUGUGCCAAAAACCUCUUUUCAUCGCCCGGGGCCAAACGCAGCUUCACCCGGCACCCCUCCCUCAUCAAGCUGGCCAAGAGCAUCCAGGACGACCGUCGAAAGAUCAAUUCUGCCCCCAGCAGUCCGGUGAAGAGCACCCCCAGUGACUCAUCAAACACCGACUUCCCGAGCAAAAUGGCCCGACUUGCUGCUAUUUGUAAGAUUGAGCUUGACCAGAAGUCAGGGAGCGGAUCUGGGGAUCCAAAGCCUGCUGCUGUGAGGCAAGAGCCGUCCGCCUCCGUUUCAAAGGAAGCGCCUCAGGCGCCGUUACUAACUCCCACCCAGGAGACCAGAGUCAACACUACUGUCCACCUCACCCCUCACGCGCCGCUGGCAUCCCUGUCCGCGGGCUCUGUCACCUACAUCCCCACACAGUGUUCACCCCUGAUCCCCGUCCUGUUACCUCAGCAGCGGGGGAGCGGGCCCUACGCCGUGUAUUUACGCCAGUCUUCCCCGAAGCCGAACCCUCUGGCCAGGCCGCAGCCGACCAGCCUCGCCGUGCGCUCUAUGACGUUUGAGGACAAGAGCGGACAGAGCCCGACGGGCCAGUAUGCAGCUAAGAACCCGCCAAACUUUAAGGCGUCAGACGUCAGCCCUUUGACGCUCAAGCGGCAUUAUUCAGAUUCAGCAUUAGAGAGCAGCCCCUCUAAAGCCAAGAAGACGGACCCUUUAAAGGACACCUCUCCAAAACUGUGCGACAUCCUGCAGGCGCGUCUCAAAGCUCGUCGUGGCGCUCAGCUCUCAAACCGACCCUCGCCUCGCGCCCUCCACCUGGACCCCGAGUUUGUCAACACCCCCGGUGUUGCUGUCGCCAAUCCGGCACUAGAGCAGAGCUUGGAGACCCUCCUGGACAAAGAGGACAAGACGGCGAACUCUGACAGCGAGGCGGGAUUAACACCAGUCCGAGUCGUCCCCCUCACGCCGGGACAGCUCCACACCGAGACUUUGGUACCAGCUGGAUAUUUGAUCCCAAUCUCCCAUCAGUCCCUCGUCAGCGACAAGGAAACUCAGGGUUCAGGAAGAGAGAGCAACAAGGCCUCAACUCCAACUUACAACAUCUACCAAACACCAACUGCAGGCUCCAGACCCGACCUGGCCCAGGAGAUUACACCCACCAGCCUUCGUAUUCACAAACCCGCCGUCGCUGCAUCUGCUGCCGCCGCCUCACCACACACCGCCCAGCACGCCCACCGGCUCCACAGCCCCAGUCCCGCCAUCCUCAACUUCACCCUGCAGAACCUGGGUCUGAUCUCAGGCUCCAGCCCAGGAAACGGAUUCGCUGCCCCCCAGACUCCGGAGUGCGCCAACACCCUGCCCAGCCCGCUGACCCUGCAGCAGAGAGGCAUGGUUUUCAUCAAACCAGUGUCCCCUGUGCCUCUCCACCAGACGGUGUCAGGGCAGCCAAUGACCCUGAUCAGUGUGCAGCAGCCUCUGAUGACCACCCCCAAAGGGACCGGGCUCCCCCAGCACAGCUUCUUCCACACACCAGUCCCCCUCUCCCCUCUGGCUGCCAUGGUAACCACCAGUGGACCACUGGGCACCAAAACUGUUUACAUCCCUCAGAGGAAGCUGGACGUCGCCACCGAGGAGUCCUGAAAUCCAGAGAAUCCCAGUUAUGACUGUGUACAUUUAUGUGUGUGUGGGUGUUUGUACGUGUUGUGGGUGGGUUUGUGUUUUUUUAUUUCCAGUCUGUUUAGCAUUUUACAGUUUUCAUUACCUCUGAACAUUUCAUCACUGCGUCACUGCCUUCGUCCAGCCAGCUCUACAGGUAGCUGCCAUGCAGAUUUCGAGAUUUCGGCUGUGACCUAAACUCAUGAACACGAUUGUGUGCAUAAUUUAAUGGAUUAAUUUUCUUAAUUUUCUUUGUUUAUUUUAGUAAUUUCUGCUAAUGCAGGUGGUGUGAACAUCAAUUUCCUUUCUUCAGAUUACCAAGAGUAGUAAAAAAAAAAAAAAAAAAGCAACACACUUAAGUCAGACAUUUUUGACUGAAAGAAAAGUUUGAUUGGAAACAUUGUUGAUUGAUUAUUUAGUUUUAAGUUAAACCCAAUGAGAAGAUUUUUGCACAUGUGUACAUGUUACCCCUGUUAAAAAUGGAUUUGUUCAGAAUAUGUGAAUAUUUUGGACUCUAAGACUAAUCACACAUUUUAAAAAGUUUAAUUUAUAAGGGAAUGUUCCUGAUGUCCUGCUAAAUGCAAAAUGCCAACUGAAUUUGAAUACAGUUUUUUCUGUGAAAAUCAUGUUUGUGAAAAUCAGUUUUGUGACAAAUCUUCGCAAAUAUUGGAAUUAGUACAAACAUGUAG
Molecule: messenger RNA, 3759 nt
Organism: Plectropomus leopardus (leopard coralgrouper)
Lineage: Eukaryota; Metazoa; Chordata; Actinopteri; Perciformes; Serranidae
Gene: e2f8
Product: E2F transcription factor 8
Biological process (GO): regulation of transcription by RNA polymerase II
Cellular component (GO): RNA polymerase II transcription regulator complex
Molecular function (GO): DNA-binding transcription factor activity, RNA polymerase II-specific; RNA polymerase II cis-regulatory region sequence-specific DNA binding
Source: RefSeq, a predicted model, not a curated record